Raphanus sativus (radish) is the source of this 5147-nucleotide messenger RNA. RefSeq names its product cysteine-tryptophan domain-containing zinc finger protein 3. The transcript has 11 exons. The record is from RefSeq and is a predicted model, not a curated record. Bases 453 to 4469 code for a protein of 1338 amino acids. Gene Ontology annotation, molecular function: zinc ion binding. NCBI's taxonomy places the organism in Eukaryota, Viridiplantae, Streptophyta, Magnoliopsida, Brassicales, Brassicaceae.
UAAAAGGAAAGAAAAAAAAACCGCGGCUGGCCCUAUACCAAAACCCGGGAGAUUCUUCGGGUUAAUUUGCUGAAUUGAUUUGUCCAGCGAACGGAACAGAACAGAGAUCCAAACUCAUUUGAUCCUUCGUUAAAAAAAUCCCAAAUAAUUCUGCUCUCUUUCGAUCAGAUUGUUUCUCUUCGAUUCAAUUGUUCUCCCCGAAAUUGAACAAAAAUCAAAUUCACUUUCUGGGCUUCUACUUUGUCUCUUGUGUUCGAUUUAGGUGUCCUGAUCGGAUUUUCGAAUUUGAUCUAUAGCUAGUGGGGCAAAUCUUAUAAGUUUGGGGCUUUACUGUUUCGUGGAUCGGUAGCCAAUACUUUUUUUUUCUAUUGUGUGUGUGGGUGGGUGUGGGGAGGGAGGAUUGCAAUGUUAGAAAGGGGCUAGGGUUAGGGUUUGGAGGUGGUGGAUUAGAUAUGGAGGAGUCUGAGCUUGAAGAAGGAGAGGCUUGCUCUUACAAUCUCACUAACGAUUUUGGUUCAAGCUUCGACCCUGACAACGAUCUCUCUUACAUUGACGACAAGCUUCAAAACAUACUUGGACAUUUCCAGAAAGACUUCGAGGGCGAUUUUUCUGCUGAGAACCUUGGGGCGAAAUUUGGUGGCUAUGGUUCUUUCUUGCCAACUUAUCAACGUUCCCCUCUUUGGUCUUAUCCAAAGACACCAGCAAAACCUCAGAGUUCUGCAGGGACUAGAUCUCCCAACAUCUUACUAGGGGAGUCCCAGAGUCGUAACGCUUCUUCUUCUAGUGUUCCUAAAAAGGCAAAAUCUGAGCUGGCUUCCUCUAGAAUUCCCAAAAAAUCAAUGAAAUCCAAGAAACCCAACUCCAGUUCUAGACAUGAAUCUGCAACCAAGAAACCGGGUGUCUUCAGUAAACAAAACUCCCUGAAGCUUCGGAUAAAGAUGGGAUCAGAUAAUGUACCAACUGAAAAUAAUGCCGCUGCGAUAUAUAGUGGCCUCGGACUUGAUGUGUCGCCUAAUAGUGUUUCUGGUAGUGAAGGGAUGAAUGGGGAACCUCAAGGUUAUUCUCCGUUGGAGUCUCCCUCUCGUAUUCUUAAUGUUAUGACCUCCCUUCCUGUGGAUCCUUGUCAGUUGCUAUCUCCUCUCUCUAAUGACCUGAUUCGGUUCAUCGAGAGGGAAAAAACCGAGAAGGGAUAUAAGCAUACAUCUCCAUCCAGACUUUUCAUUGAGAGUUCUUCUGCUAUGGCGAACCGUCCAGAACCCCAAAAGGCUGUGGAGGAUCCGUCAGUGGAGAAGAAAAGAAAGAUGCUGGAGAGGAAUAACUUGUCUGCUGAGACAAAUGUCCGCAGUAAGAAGGGCCUAUUAGAUGGAACUGAUGGCUCCGUCAAGAAGCCAACGGAAACAAACACAUCAUAUCCUUCUGGUACUGAGAAAGAAACAGCCAGUGGUAAAUUAUUUGAUGCAUCCAAAGAAAACUACAAUGGCACAGUUAGGGUAGAAAUGGUGGGUGAUGUGGAGAGAAUUCAUAAAGAUCUUGAGCCGCAUCAUGUGAAUCCAAAAACUAGUUCAGCUGGAAGUGUUCGGGAAGAUAAAAAGACUAGAUUUGGUCAUGAUGAUGCUUCAGGAUGCUCAAGGAAAGAACACAAAGGAAGCAAAGCUCCUGAUUUAGUCAAAAAGGAAACAAAAGCGUCAAAGCUGAAAACUGGUCAUAAGGCGGAGCCAGAACAUUGGUCAACAAAACAGAUGUCUGAUCAGAUAGAACGGGAGCCACAGUCUUCAUCGAAGUUUAGGGAACAUAAAAGUUCUGUUGUUUAUGAAACAAAGAUGAAUGGUCAAGCUGAGAAGAAGGAAGUGGCAACCUUGAAACCACAUAGUGGUGGCAAAAAAGCUGAGGACACUUACAAAGACUUUUUUGGAGACAUGGAUGACUCAGAGGAAGAUGUGGAACAGAAUUGUUCGUUGGAGGUAAAAGAUGUCCCCGUAUCGAAAAAGGGACUUCCGACCUUAGAAGAUAUGCCGGAAAAGUCGAGAGUCCCACUGACAGAAUCGCAGAAUGUUGGUCCUGGACCCUUAGUGGGCAAACUUGGUAGUGAUCCCGUGGUCAUAGAAGAAAAUUGGGUUGCUUGUGACAAGUGUGGACAGUGGCGGCUUCGUCCUUUUGGCGUCAUCCCAGUCCUUCCUGAGAAAUGGAUGUGCAGGAUGCUUGAUUGGCUCCCUGGUAUGAACGAUUGCAAUGUUCCUGAAGAUGAAACAACGAAAGCUCUGUAUGCGAUGUAUCAGAUUCCUGCACCUGACAGCCAGGCUCCAAUGCAGAGUAAUCCCAGUGGCCUUAAACCUCAGUUUAAUCAAGGAGAUGAUAACACAAAAAAGAAGAGGAAGGGUUUUAAAAAGUUGGACAAUGGAAUGGUUAAAGAAGCUUCUCGAACUGCAGAAGCGAGCAAGAAGAGUAUCCUACCACCAGCAAGAAAUGGAAUCAUGCGCAAUUCGCAUGGACUUAGUGACUUGGCUGACGAAGAGAGACAGAAACAUAAACAGAAAGAGAAAGGAAAAGGAGUGGAAUACCACUCUGAUGACUCGAGGAUCUUGAAGAUGAAUAACAAAAGGAAUGCAGAUCAAGAGAGUUCUAUGCUGGCCAAGAAAAUGAAGAUUGAAAGUUUUCUGUUUCCUGAUGAAGGAGGAGCUUCAGACAGUGGUGUCCCUGUGGCGUCAGCAGAUAAGAAGCACAAGCCUCGAGCCUCCUCUAAGAUUCCAAAAGAGGAAGGAGGAGCUUCAGACACAGGGAACAGCAAUAGCACAGGGGGCAGUAAAAAGAGGAAACUGAAAGAAAGCCAUGGUUCUCCUCAGGUGUACGGUGAGAACAAAAACCAUGAAGGAAAGAAAGCUCGAGUUCUUAAAGAAGAAAUGGAGCCAAGCUUUUCUCAUGGCAAUGGAAAGUCGGAAAAGAAAAACAAAAGUCACUCAAAAAGAGAGUACCGACAUGUUGCAGCCACCUCUAGCUCUUCUCAUAAACCCAUAAACAGCUCCCACGAAGUUAAAUGUUCGCCUGUUGAGUCGGUGUCAUCCUCACCUAUAAGAAAGAAGAAAGAAGAAUCUUAUGAAGGUGAAGGUGGGAGUGAUAGAUCGCAAACGCGGACAAAGGACAAACAUGGAUCCCAUGAGUCUUCUCUGCGUGAUGUUUGUGAUAAUAAAGGAUCUUUGAAAGCUAAAGAGCGCGCUGAACCUUCUCUGGAUGCCAAUUUAGAGAAUGGUGGCCACAAGGAUUCACCACUAAAAUUGGAUCAUAUUCAUGGUGAAGGAAAGCAAUCUAGCGAUCAUCAUCAUCGACGUAGCAAUGAUUCUUUGGCGAAGAAGUCAGGAAAAGGUUCCUCUUCUCGGUCCAAAGACAAGAACCAAAGCAUUAAGUCUGAUUCACGGGAUGGUCCGAGACAUAUUGAAAAGAAGAUAUACGAUGGUAGUCCAGACACUAGAGUAGACAUGGUCGUGAAACCAAACAUUCCAAAACCUUAUGACGUUGAAAGAGUAUCAGAAAGGAGUAACAGAGCAGAUCUAACUUCUCCAUCACGGCCACCAUCUAGAGGUGAUUCUUCCUGUAAGAAAGUCGAAAAAUGCGGCCCAUCAGCUGGUAAUAAUAGUAUCCAAGCUGAUGAUGUGACAAAGGCAACAGCCCAGAUAAGAAGGAAAAACGAGCCUUCUCCAAGCCCCUUGCGCAAGGAAGUAACAUCUGUGCAAACCGCCCAUAAUAUUUUGAAAGAAGCUACAGACUUGAAACAUAGAGCUGAUCGCCUCAAGAAGUCUUUGUCAAACCUUGAGUUCAUUGAGCUUUACUUCCAAGCUUGCCUCAAGUUUCUUCAUGGUGCUUUUCUCUUGGAGAUGAGCAGUAACGAGAGUGCCAGACAAGGAGAGACAAUGAUCCAAUCUACGAGUAUUUAUACCAGCACAGCGCAUCUCUGCGGAUUUUGUGCCCGUGAGUAUGAGAAGUCUAGAGAGAUGGGAGCUGCUGCUCUGGCGUACAAAUGCAUGGAGGCCGGGUAUAUGAGAGUGGUCAAUUCCUCCUACACCAGUGCUAAUAGAUAUCGAAAUGAAUUACAGACUUCUUUGCAAAUAGUUCCUCCAGGUGAGUCUCCUUCCUCUUCUGCUUCGGAUGUUGAUAACGUGAACCAUCCAGCAGCAGUAGACAGAGUUGGCAAUUCAAGGUGCACCAGUUCUCCUUUAGUUGCUGGGAACCACGUCGUUUCUGCGCAAAACCGCUCUAAUAUCUUACGUAUGAUUCAAUUUGCUCAGAACGUGAAUUUGGCAAUGGAUGCAUCGAGGAAAUCACGUGUGGCAUUGGCAGCUUCUAUUGAAAACCUGGAGGAGGCCGAACAACAAGGAGAGGGAAUUCUAUCCAUUAAAAGCACUCUUGAUUACAACUUUCAAGACUUGGAGGGGUUGCUACGUUUAGUGAAGCUUGCAAUGAAAGCCAAUAACCGGUGAAAGACAGCCGAAAUGGCUUAUUUGCGAAAAUUGAGAAGAAGAAGAAGAGGCAAAAGAAUCCUCUGUUGCCUUGCGGCUCUGCUUGCGUUUUGAGCUUUCGUUUUGGAUCCCAUAAUCAUUUUGUACAAAUCCAUGAAGAGUUCCGCUUACAGAGUCUGCUAUGAACAGCUUUCUGGUAAACCAAGGAAGCAACUUGACAGUUGACUCCAUCAGAUACUUCUCUUAUUCUACCGAAGAAUGCCUCUUCUCCAGCUAAUUAUCCAAGAACCAUGUAUGGAGUAUGUAUACAGAGCAACCAAGGUGUAACUUCUGGUACUGGAUUCUCUAUUUCUCGAUCUCAAGACAGAGAAAGCCGUUCUCCCAGUAUCAGUGUUGUCUUUUCGUUUUUGUAGAUAACAAAGUAAAAGAAAGUUACAAAUAGAGUUCCGCGGCCUUGGAGAACGGCUUUCUCUGGGUUACCAAUAACUUCCUUAUCUGAUUUUAAGUUGCAGUUUUCCGGCAAAGUUCUGAAACAGGCUUUGGUUCCUCUUAUCUUUGUCGUAUCUUAACUAAUAGUAUGUUUUUUUACUGGAAAUCCUCAGCUCAUGAGUGUAUGUAUGCCUUCUCUGGUUUGAAUGGCCUUAAUGUAGAAACUGUACAUUGUUCAUCAAAUAUAUAUAAGUGAGAAUCUUACAGUCA